AUCUUCAUAUACUUUGCUCUUACAUGUUAAAUUAUUUUUUUCAACAAAAUACAUUCCAAAAGAUGGCAUUCCAAAAGAUGUUGACAAAUUUGACGAGAAUAUAUCUACUGCUGGCCAUCGUUAAUGUGAUCUUUAGCGGUCUCAGUUCAUCUCAUUUGGAUCAUGACGUUGCAAAGGGUAAUUUUACCCAAACAAGACUAUGGGGUGUACCAGUAAACCAAACUCGACUGAUUCUUAUUGGAAAAACCGGAGUGGGCAAGAGUACUACGGGAAACGCUAUUCUUGGAUUCAGGGCCUUUAAAACUAAGGUCUCUGCAAUGUCAGUCACGAACCAUGUCCAAUUUAAUACCUCCAAGCGCUUCCAGAAAAGCCUUCUUGUUGUUGAUACCCCCGGUCUUUAUGAUACCAAUAAAACAAAAGAAGAGGUGGUAAAGGAAAUCACGAAAUGUUUUAACAUCACUUCACCUGGUAUACAUGCGAUUGUCUUGGUUCUGCAAAUUGGUCGAUUUACUGAGGAGGAGAAGAAAACUGUUGAUUUCUAUUUAGAAUUAUUUGGGAAAGAUGUAAAGAAAUACCUCAUGAUAGUAUUUACUGGAAAAGAUAGAUUGGAUUAUGAAGGCAUAACAUUGGAAGAAUACAUUGAGUCUUUAGAUAACGAAUCCACUCUGAAAGCCCUUCUGAAUGACAUAAACGGAAGAUACACAGCAAUAGGGAUGGGAGGAAACAUUACCGAACUCGAGAGCGAUGUAAAACGGAUUUUAAAAAUUGUUAUGGAAAUGAAUAAAAAUUCCCAGGAUGUCGGGUACACGAAUGAGCAUUUCAAGGAAGCCGAAGCAGUAAUUAGACAGAAACAAGAAGAGUACGCUGCAAAACUGAGGGAAAAUGAGAAGGCCAAAGAGAAAAAGAUGCUCGAAAAAAUUAGAAUGGAACAUCAAAUACAAAUUGUCAACAACAACCAAAACAUCGGUGGUUUUGUUUGGGCUGCUAUAAGCCUGUUUUCCUCUCUUCUUAUACUACUUUGAUUUCUUUUUAAUGGUUUCUUCAGUUUUACCCAAGUUGAAAAUGUAGCAUUACACAUAAAGUACGAUUUAUUGUAUGUUUUAUUCAUGAUAAAACGGAUGUUUUAUUGUAAUGUUAGGAAAAUUCAACUCAUGUAUUGGUCAUUUUCCUUUAAUGCGAAUACUGCAGGUCGAGCUUUAUAUAGAAGUAAAGUGUCAUCUUUAAAUAUGUGUCGGGAUACAAAUACAGGUCGAUAAAAGAUUAAGGUAGAAAGAAUUUUACAAAUGAUGCAUUGUUUCUUGUUUUUGUAAUUUGUGUGAUUUAUAAUAGAUUUUUAUUCUUAUUUUGAAAUUUUAUAAUACGUUUUUUUUUUUCAAAUCCCAAGGCUACAUGUUUGAUUGUGUCGACCCUAUACGUCGUCACUAAGAAAUUACGAUGAACAUUUAUAAAGGGAGAAACCUGUGUUUAAAUAGUGAUAGAUGCACUUUCUUUUACAGUGUUAUACAUGUAUGAUAGAUAAUAAUAUGAAGUUAAAACAACAUGUACUUAUAGCAAUUAAUUAUGUAUAUUAAGUGCUUUUACACUGCAUAUACAAAUUGUGACUUAUUCUAGCGACUAAAUUUAACUAAUUCUGACAGAUUGAACAUAAAGCUGAUUUUUUUUAUGAACAAAGCCUGUGUGGUUCAUAUAAGGCACUUAAAACAUCGCUUUUGAAUGAGAGCCAGUUUGUAAUCAAUUCAUAAUUUCAAUAAAAACACAUGAAAAUUACUAUUAUAAUAUUUAUAUAUAGAGAGAGACAGAC
Messenger RNA from Saccostrea cuccullata (small rock oyster), 1801 nucleotides. Its product is annotated as GTPase IMAP family member 7-like. The coding region runs from base 24 to 1022 and encodes 332 amino acids. The transcript is spliced from 3 exons. The record is from RefSeq and is a predicted model, not a curated record. Gene Ontology annotation, molecular function: GTP binding. NCBI's taxonomy places the organism in Eukaryota, Metazoa, Mollusca, Bivalvia, Ostreida, Ostreidae.